This is a messenger RNA of Dinoponera quadriceps, 2323 nucleotides long. RefSeq names its product trafficking protein particle complex subunit 12. The record is from RefSeq and is a predicted model, not a curated record. Bases 438 to 2039 code for a protein of 533 amino acids. The transcript is spliced from 2 exons. Gene Ontology annotation, cellular component: Golgi apparatus; TRAPP complex. Lineage: Eukaryota; Metazoa; Arthropoda; Insecta; Hymenoptera; Formicidae. Gene Ontology annotation, molecular function: protein binding.
UAGCUGAGCUUGAUUUGAGCGUGAGUUUUAUGUAUAUUUAUUAUACGCGGAAAAUCAAAUUGACGUCACAAGUUGUCGUCAUAGAGCCGAGCUUGACUGAACAGAUGACUUUCGUACACUCGGUCACCGAACGGUCGCAACCGAGUGUUCCGAAAUGUGAGAAACAAAAACCUGUUGCCACCGUCCUGUGACCGAGUGUACACACACGGAAGUAAAAACUUGGUCUGAUUCGUCGUCGAUCGGUACUACUCGGAGCUGAGAGGCCCACUUAACCAGUGACGGUUGAGUCGUACUCGGCGGGAACCCGCAUCGUCCAUCUCUAGAGGCAGCUACACCGUGCGACGAGGCCGCCACAUAACCUCAAUGUCGAGUUUGACAGUUCUCUCCGGCGCAACACGAUGCAUAUCCGGCGAUUCGGCGCGAAGUAAGCCGAAAUAAUGGCGGACGAUAACGGCGCGACGGCCAGGCCGGAGACCGAGCGUAACCGAGAGGUUAACAACGAGGACAAGGAGGUGGACAUCAGCCGUUACUUCAACGACGCGCCGCUGACGAUCUUCGACGAGAUCGUCGCGCCCAAGAAACCGGACUACUUCAACGUGCAGUCGGCCUCGGUGAGCCGCGUUUCGGACUACACCUUGCCCGAUAGCGCGUCGAACCUCCCUUUCUUCAACUCGGACGGCCUGCGGACGUCCGCCGCCUCCUCGUUGCUGGAGCCGGCCGAGCGAGCCGCCGAGCAUGGCGCGCCGAACGACACGCACCGCGACGCCUGGAUACCCUCGGAGCAGACGCGGAGGAUCCUGCGGUCGGUCGCGACCACGGCCGCCGGCGGCAACCACCCGGACCGCGAGAAUCUCACGAUGCCGGGGCUGGCGGUACACGGCGACAUGCCGGACCCCAUCAAGAACGCGUCGAUCCACUUGCUGGGCGAGGACGAGAACAUCCACAGGAACGUGCUCACCGCGUCCGACGUGACGCAGGACGAGCGAGGCCUGAGGAACCUGAUCCAAGCCGGCUGCUACCGCGCGGCCGUCAACCUCUCCGGCAGGUUACUCGCCAUCUACGCUCAGGGUUACGGGAAGAUCAACCAACCCAGCAAGCACACUCCUCACUCCCUGCAGCUGUGGUACACGAGACUGUCGCUGUUGGCGAAGCUCAGGCAGCUGGAGGUGCUGGAGAACGAGUCGCGGCCGUUCGGCAGCCUCGACAAGCCCGACAUGUACUUCAGAUUCUACCCGGAGCUGUACGGCACGAGGUCGGGCUCGAUGGCCUCGUUCGCCUUCCGGCUGCUGCUGGCGGAGAUCCCGUCCUACUGCGGCAAGCCGAAGCAGGCGUUGGACAACCUGCACAGACUCCUCGCGACCGUGAAUCGGAUCGUGGCGAACCUCCGAGUCGGCCUGCACGGCGAAGGGACGCGCGCGACCACGAAGACCGGCGAGCAGCGAGACGCCGUGCGGCUGUGGACCGCGAGGAAGUCCCGCGUCCUCGUCUCCGUCGUCAACUGCGCGGUAGGCAUGAAGAGCUACGUCCUCGCGAUCGAGAUCCUGGAGGAGCUGUGCAGGUUACCGGAGUGGAGCGCGGAGCAGCUGGGGAUCCUCCGCUCGGCCAUAGGGAGGGUCCACCUCUUCCUCGGGGACGUCUCCGCGGCGGAGAGGUACCUGGUUCGGAAGGAGGAGCGGACGUCGAGCGUGCGGGAGCUGGUGGACAGCGGACUGAUGGCGGUCGCGCAGAACGCCUUCCAGGAGGCCUACAACUGCUUCCAGUCCGCCUCGGCGAUGGAUCCGUCCAACGUGAUGCUGAUCAACAAUAUGGCGGUGUGCCUGCUCUACACCGGCCAGCUGAAGGCCGCCGUCCGGCUGUACGAGAGCCUCGUCGGCAGGAACCCCCUCAAGAGCCUGCAGGAGCCGAUCCUGUUGAACAUGUGCACCUCGUACGAGCUGCACACCACCCACUGCAAGCAGACCAAGCUGCACCUGCUGCGCCAGCUGAACAGAUACAAGGGCGACGCCGCGGACAUUCAGUGUCUGAAACUAGCGAUGUGAUGUUAGCACGAUUAUUGUUACAAUGUUGACGCGUUUCACGACCACCGGGGGCCACGCGGGAUCUCCGUUACUCCUAAUAAUGUAAUAAGUUGUAGGCGAAUUCGCGAAUCGUCCGCCCGCACCGCUCGAUCCAGGCCGGAUUUAUUUAUUGCUUGUCUCUCUUUCCGUCACUUUCGACCGCGCACGGGCUCGAGUUGCGAAGCGUUCAGCCUCAGGGAAGGUGUUGUAAUCUCGUUGUGAUAUAUAUAUUGAGAGAGAAUAAAAAAGUAUAUAAUGUUCAGUUA